UGACCUAUAGUGAUAGAAUGGAAAUAAACAAAUUGUAAACCAUGUGCAACUCUGGAUGAGGGCUGCGUUGCUCUCUGAUCCACCACCGGGAUAUUCGAUCGGUGGGACGAAAGGGUGAGCAACUGGAUUGGAGUUGCCGGUCGACUUUGCGAUGGUCCCAUAUUUCAGUUUCCGGUACUGUUGCUACACCCUUCUCUCGGUCUCUUCCUUGUCAUCCAUUUCAUUCCUAUACUGGUCUUGUUUUUCUGUUCAAACUAGGGAAGUGCAAGAAAGUCAACUACGAUUAGAUAAAGUCAACCUCCUCACGUUUCCAUCUGCGUUGAAUCUUUUCAUCUUUCCGUCUCCACCACCACCGAGACUUCUUAAAAUUGCUCUCUUCGUCAAGAAAUGGCCGAGUAAACACCAGGCUGGAGGGCUUGAGCGACACGCCAUGACUCUUCACCUGGCUCUUGCAAAGCGAGGCCACGAGCUCCAUAUCUUCACGACAUCAUCGUCUAACUUAACCAUGAUGGAUAAUGUGAAUUUUCAUCUCUCUAAACCAACACCUGCUGGCUAUCUUGACCAAGCUCUUAUAUGGAAGCAAUUUCAAGUACUGAACUCGACUGGACAGCCCUUCGAUGUGAUCCACACUGAAAGUGUUGGACUUAUGCACACCAGAUCGCGGAAUCUGUCUAAUUUAGCCGUCAGUUGGCACGGAAUUGCGUAUGAAUCUAUACAUUCCGAUAUUAUUCAGGAACUUAUAAGAGCACCUGAAGAACCACAGUCCUAUGCUUUAACUGAAAGAGCAGUGAAGGUUGUAGAAGAGAUAAAGUUUUUUCCACAUUAUGCUCACCAUGUUGCCACAAGCGAUCACGCCGGGGAUAUACUAAAAAGGGUCUACAUGAUACCUGAAGAACGCGUCCACGUUAUUCUGAAUGGUGUCGAUGAGGAGAUUUUCAAGCCAGACAUUUCCAAGGGCAAAGACUUUAAGUCGAAAUUCGGGAUUCUAGAGUCUAAGUCACUAAUUCUAGGCAUGGCAGGGAGGUUGGUGAAGGAUAAGGGUCAUCAAUUAAUGUUUGAAGCCCUAAGGCAGAUUUUCAGUGAAAAUUCAACUUUUCGGGAUAGUGUUAUUGUUCUGGUAGCUGGAGAUGGUCCAUGGGGUGCUAGAUAUAAACAACUCGGCCCGAAUUUACUGGUCUUGGGGCCAUUGGGACAGAGUCAAUUGGCAAGGUUUUACAGUGCAAUUGAUAUAUUCGUAAAUCCAACAAUUCGAGCACAGGGUUUAGAUCAUACUUUGUUGGAAGCAAUGCUGACGGGCAAGACAGUAAUGGCAACAAAACUGGCGAGUAUUACUCAGUCUGUGAUUGUAAGCAAAGACGUUGGCUAUACAUUCCCGCCUACUGUAGUUUCGUUGAAGAAAGCUCUGUACGAGGUGUGGAGAGACGGAAGAGAUGUUCUAGAGCGCAAGGGCGAGUUCGCCAGGAAAAGGGGUUUGCAACUAUUUACAGCCACCAAAAUGGCUGCAGCUUAUGAAAGGCUAUUUCUAUGCAUCACCAGCCAAGAUUACUGUAUGUUGCAGGUGCAAAACUAAACUAAACUCAACCCAAAUGCAUGGUUAAGAGAGAGAUGUGAGUCAGUACUUUGCAUUAUUUGAAAAAACAUUUAAAAUAUAUGAAUUCGAUAAGUUUCAUCUGUAAAGAAAGAUAGCCAACAACAGAAUCUGAUUAUUACAGAAUUUUUGGCACAUUUAUAUAUUUAGGAACAAGAAUUUCACAUAGUCUGAUAGUAGGUUUGAAAUCAACAUGAUAUACAAGAUUUUGAGAACCCGUGACAAAAACUCCAAGUUCUGCUGCAAAAGGCUACAUGUACUAAUAUUCAGAUGCCAAAUCUAUAUCAGAUGGCUCCAAUGCUUAACGAAUCCCUG
Olea europaea var. sylvestris is the source of this 1903-nucleotide messenger RNA. RefSeq names its product D-inositol 3-phosphate glycosyltransferase 1. Bases 152 to 1570 code for a protein of 472 amino acids. The transcript has a single exon. NCBI's taxonomy places the organism in Eukaryota, Viridiplantae, Streptophyta, Magnoliopsida, Lamiales, Oleaceae. The record is from RefSeq and is a predicted model, not a curated record.